AUGAGCCGAAUACUUAUUCUGACUAUCCUAUCGACUUACCUGUCGGACACGGCACUUGCGUUCAGUGCCUCCGCUCAAGAGCCUUCUCUGAAGACCUGGCUGCAGUCUCCAGAGGACGCUGAAGCUCCUGCAAUUGAAACCGUCGCUGACGCAUCUCUGUUGCUUGGUGAGUGGGACAGAUUCUUCAAUCCUGAAGCAGCAGGGGGCAAGGGUGACAACGAAGUUGCCUCGAAACUCAAGGAUUAUAUACCAACCGCAGUUCGAAUACUUUCCGAAACGGCUGCAGAAGAGCGAGCAAAGGAUUCUGCACAAGGAAGAUGCAUGUUGGGUAUUUGUGCAUCUUCGAUGCAGGAUGGGAUUGAAGCUCUCAAAUCGUUUGUGACUACCUUGGAGCUUCCACGGGGUCUCUUGCACGGUGCUGAUAAGGAUGGUGUCCCUCUAGAAAUCAAAAAUGGCGUUUACAUCAAAUAUAACUCUGGUGGAGUUUACAGCUUUGCGGAUAUCCGAAAAUCUGGCCUCGGGUUCGAUGCUCUUUGGAAGCCAGGAGACGCCAUGCUGGAGCAAUAUGAUGGUGAUUACCGAGGAGUAUACUUCCAGGUUGAACUAUCAGAUGGAGAAUUCCGACAAUAUCUUGUCCCCCUGGAUACAUUUUAA
Molecule: messenger RNA, 654 nt
Organism: Cylindrotheca closterium
Lineage: Eukaryota; Bacillariophyta; Bacillariophyceae; Bacillariales; Bacillariaceae
Source: the annotation of a GenBank genome assembly